GGGGAAAACGAGAGAGUGGGAGACUUCAAAAACUAGUGUAGAGAGAGAGAAAUGGGCGCGGGUACUGCUGUUAGUGCAGCAGGGGUGGCAGCAGCAAGUGGGGUUAAGGGGUCGUCGUUGUCCGCAACGGAGUGGCUGCGGCGCAUAAUGGAUAGGUUGGUUCGCAUCCUCAAGGGAGGCCCCAUGUCCAACUCCCAUGAAUUCUUCCAGCUCUGCAUCUUGCUCUCUAGGGUUAUUGAUUCUUCUAUUUUGAGCAAUGAGAUUCCUGCUGUUGUCCAUGAUUUGCCUCAGCUGGUAAAACAGAUAUGUGACCAUAAAGACGAUCGUCACCUUCUGCCAGCUAUGAUGGUGCUUAUGUUUUCUGUGAAGAAUGCUUGCAGCAAGGGAUGGUUCCGUGUUCUGGACACUGAGGAACUACUUGUUUUGGUAAAUGAGAUUUCAAGUUGCUUUUGUAAUGUUGGGAACAACAUUUUGCCAUCAAGCAGUGCUCUUAAUAUCAUUUCAAAAAUUAUUCCCAGGUAUUAUCCCUGGUUGAAGUUGGGCAGCAUCCUUGUUUCUCUUGAAGCCAAGCCUGGUUAUGACGCUCUAGUUUCAGAUUUCCAUAUUCCCAAGAAUCCUGUUAUGGUUCCACAGGAGAAAAUACGAUUAUUUGUAGUCCGGACAGAUAAUAUGGAAACAACAUCAUGUAUUGUAACUCCACCACACGUGAAUUUCUUGUUGAAUGGGAAGGGGGUGGAUAAAAGGAUUAAUUCAUCAUUGGAUACCGGCCCACAAUUUCCAACUGAUGUAACUGCAUUGCUAAAAAUGGGGACCAAUCUUUUGCAGGCUAUAGGGGAUUUCAAUGGUAAUUAUGUUAUAGCCAUAGCUGUGAUGGACGUAGGUCCGUGCUCUGAUAGUACCACACUACAAGAUUACGUCCAGCCUGCUGUCUCAGCAGUUACUCAAGAUGAUGAGCUGCUUGAAGGCCCCUCAAGAAUAUCACUCAGCUGUCCUAUAAGCUUCAAACGUAUCAAAACGCCCGUCAAGGGAGGCUUGUGCAGACACCAUCAGUGCUUUGACUAUGAAAACUACUUGAAAAUCAAUUCCAGAAGGCCCAGUUGGCGGUGCCCUCACUGCAAUCAAGCCACCGGUUUCCCGGACUUGCGCAUAGAUCAAAAGAUGGUCCAGAUCUUGGGAGAGACUAGGGAAGAUGUAGCCGAUGUCCUCAUCUCUGGAGACGGAUCUUGGAAAGUUGCGACGGAUGAUGAUGGCUCUACAGAACACAUGAAUGGUGGGACUCAUAGAAACGACCAGGAUAGUUGUGAGCAUAAUGUUGGUUCAAAUGUUUCAAAAGACGUAGUGGAUCUCACCAUCGAAACGGAAGAGACCAAUGAGAGGAUCAUUUCCAUGGAGGUUGAUUCUACGUCAUCAAAGAAUACUAUCAGCCAUGAGACAAUCAACAAUAGUAAUGAUUGUGAAGAAAGGAAACCUUGCCUAGAAAAUCUUCAGCGCUUAUCUGUCACUGAAACCCUUUCUGGGCCACCAGUUACCAAUACGGCACGUCAGGCAAGUCAGGUAGCUGAUUACCAAUCUCUGCAGAACUUCUGGAUGAGAGCACUUUUAGCUUCAGCUUCUAUAGGUCCUAAUGCUCCUGUCAAUGUUGGGGCUGUCUCUCGAGUUGGGGUAUCGGAAUCUCUCGGAAGCCCUGUUGCUGGCAGUGUUUCAAGAGUUGGGGUAUCUGAAUCCCUUGGAAACAUUGUCUCUAGAGUUGGUGCAUCUGAAUCUGUUGGAAACCCUAGUGUUGGGAGUGUCUCUAGAGUUGGGGUACUGGAAUCGGUAGGAAACCCUGUUUUUGGGGAUGUAUCUAGAGUUGGGGUACCAGCAAUGGUGGCACCUGUUCUCACUGAUGCCAUUUCCCCUGCACCUAAUCGUGAACCCUUGGACACUCAGGUUUUAGCACAAGCCUCAAGUUCAUUUCAGAGUGUGCCAGUGCCUCAAGGAAGGCAACUUUUGCCUACUGAGAACUGUGAUGUUGUUAGUCAGCUUAGACAGCUGAAUGCUGGUAUAGUUGGUGAUACUCAUAGGAUUCCUAGAGUACACAGAACACCCAUAGCAAUUCAAGCCUUGCCUGCACAGUCUCAAGGCGCAAAAUCACUUCAAAGGAUGAGAGGAAGUCUUCCAAAUUCAAGUUCUGUGGCACUCAAUACUUCCAGCUCUCCGAAUAGUUCUCUUUCGGGUCCUUUCGGGACAGCAACUGUAGAUGGUGUAGAUGCAACAAAUGUUGGCAUGGAACGGCAGCAUUUUUCUUGGCAGCAAAUUAAUGCCCAGGGAGUUGCGGAUGUGGCUGCAGCACCUACCUUGCAGUUGCAAUCGAUAUCACAGAAUCGUCCAGAGCAAUCAUUCCAACCAGUUGUCAGUCUUCAAGCCCCGAUCCAACACAGCACCCGAAGCCAUCAACAGAGUCCUUCAGAGCAAUCUCUUCCUAAUAUUGUUGGCUUGCAAGCCCCAAUGGUAAUUGGCACCCGAAACCCAUUGGAGCAGCAAACAAGGCUCCAUCAAAGCUCUCCUUACCCAAAACUGACUCUUCAAAACCCAUAUCAGUGGCCACCCCAUCAAAUCUUAAAUCAAUCUGAGCCCUUCCAAAGACAAAUCCCACACCAUACAUUCCACACUCCACAAUCCAAAUCGAGCUCUGGUAUAGGAGCAACCAUUUCGGCGGCUGGUAUUCCCACCAUUAACGCACCCCUUCUCUCACAAUCCCAAUCAAGUGGUGGCAUGGCAGCAACUAUUUCGGCAGGUUGUUCGCCCAAUGUUAGCUCACAUCCUCUUAUUUCCAAUCGUUCAAGGCCAAAAUCGUUCGUUCCUAUAAGGCCCUCCGCCCCUUCUCUUCAAAGAAGCACAGAGAGCUCUAGGUUUCCUAUUAGUGAGCAAAGAUGGAAUGUGCAGGUUCAAUCGGCGACAAGGCCUGAGGAGUUGAUAUCUGAGCAGAACUGGAGACCCAGUGGUAGGAUGAGAGGGAGCCUGAACAUGACCCAGUACUUUGCUCAGAGCUCUGUAUUGGGAUCAGCCACAUCACCACCUGCCUCCACAAGUCAACAACAAAUGGACAGUCUCCAUGCUGAACAGAGAUCCCAGCCCUACUUGUGACCUAGUUAUGAUGAUAUCAAUGAGCUGGUGUCUUUGGGUAAGAAUGAUAUAGGCAUUCAUUGUUCUUGUUUUUUUCCUGACGAUCCGUUUUUUAUGGACGUUCAUGUGCAUAUGGGGUGGAUGCAAUGUGGAGCCAUUGUGAUGUGAAUAGUUAAUUUGUCUUGCAUGCUUAAAGUGUUCCAGUGGAUUUCUUUUUUAAUCAAGAUCUGGGGUUUGGUGCUGAGAAAUUGCCAAACUUCAGGAAGUGAUGUGUCCUAUUCAGACGUGCACAUCUUUUUAGUGUGAUGCAGAGGUUUUUCUUGUAUCCUCUCUCCCAUCGAGGGCGAUUGUGUAAAGCACUCUAGUUAUUUCACCUCUGUGAUCAAUUGUUCGAGCAAUCUGUGGCUAUGAUGUGAUGUUUUGACAAUGGAUGUCAGAUAUAAAUACCCUUGAUAUGAUUAAAAUGUGAAACUGUGGCGAAUGUAGCUGGUAAUUUUUGUUGGUUAUUGGUUU
Amborella trichopoda is the source of this 3618-nucleotide messenger RNA. RefSeq lists its product as uncharacterized. The record is from RefSeq and is a predicted model, not a curated record. NCBI's taxonomy places the organism in Eukaryota, Viridiplantae, Streptophyta, Magnoliopsida, Amborellales, Amborellaceae. Gene Ontology annotation, cellular component: chromatin. Gene Ontology annotation, biological process: protein sumoylation. Gene Ontology annotation, molecular function: zinc ion binding; SUMO ligase activity.